Messenger RNA from Carassius gibelio (silver crucian carp), 2396 nucleotides. It is a transcript of the gene samd10a, whose product is annotated as sterile alpha motif domain containing 10a. Gene Ontology annotation, cellular component: cytoplasmic side of plasma membrane. Gene Ontology annotation, molecular function: protein binding. The coding region runs from base 153 to 680 and encodes 175 amino acids. Gene Ontology annotation, biological process: cell surface receptor protein tyrosine kinase signaling pathway. The transcript has 5 exons. The record is from RefSeq and is a predicted model, not a curated record. Lineage: Eukaryota; Metazoa; Chordata; Actinopteri; Cypriniformes; Cyprinidae.
CUGUGAAGCGCGUGAGUCGAUCACUACACACUGGAUGUACCUGCUAAAGAAACACCUUUGAAGGCGCCCAGGGCAGAAAAUGGGACACCUCAGUUCCCAACUUUAAAUCUGACAGGAGUAUUGUUUCUUGAUGCAGAGUCUGGACUGAUGACAUGGCAGUAGACGCGGCCUCCAGUUUCACUUUCUGUCGUCCUGCGGUGGAGUACAGGGCUCUUCCAGAGGACUUUAAGUACCAGCUGAGUCGUUGUGCAGGUGGAAACCUCACCUGGCAUGAAGGGCAGAGCCGCAAAACAGCUGGUGGCCGAACGGUCAAACUUCUCCAACAGCCUGGAACCGAAGGACUGCAGUUACGUUCAGGUGAAUCGUGCUCUGUUUACCACACCAGCCCAACCUUGCCGUGUCUCUCCAGGCCAGUGGUUUUGUGGUCUCAGCAGGAUGUUUGCAGAUGGCUGAAGAAACACUGUCCACACAACUACUUGACCUACGUUGAAGCCUUCUCCCACCACGCCAUUACAGGUCGUGCUCUCCUGAGAUUGAAUGGUGAGAAGUUAGAGCGGAUGGGUUUGGUUCAGGAGACUCUGAGACAAGAGCUUCUCCAGCAGGUUCUGCAACUACAAGUACAAGAGGAAGGGCGCAACUUACAGCUGCUGAGCAGAGGGCUCUCUGGAAACCUGUCAUAACUUCAACCGUGCGUGGGGCAGUUCUACCAGACUGACUGCACUCUGAAGAGACAUCAGUGGGUCUGGUCAGACUGAGGCCAGAGACAUUUGACUGGAGCUGUCAUGGACUGGGACACAGGGACAGGUUUCAGUUAUACAGCUCAACCUUCACAUUCUCACUAAGCUUAAAGAAAACUCAUACCAGAUGAGACCUACAAAAGGAGCUUUCAUGUGCACUCACGAUUUAUCUACCCCAAAUCUACUUUGUAAUGGAAACAUAAAAUGCAGAGGAAUCUCGAAUCUUCAUAACUGAUAAAGGAGGACCCAGCUGGCUGUACCAACGCUCCACGGAUUUAGUAAAAAGUCAGAUCCACUUUAAAGUCUGCAAGACCUUCUACUAUGAUGUCUGGUAUUACUGACAGAACUUGCUAUAUUAUGAACUUUGUCCACAGAAACAGGCUUGCUAACUAUUUUCUGCUGGAAUGUGACCUUGCCAGACGUGCCCUCAAACGUGCCCGUCAAGAUAGUGGUACUACGUAAGCAAAAUGUAUCCGGUUCCUGCAGGUGUUCCUGGAAUCAUUUGAUGUUAGAGUUAAAUCUAAAUAAUUUAAACCUGCAUUUGUACUGUGAACCCAACUGGACAGCCUGUUUUAGUGGGUUGUAUUUUUUCUUCUGAAAACUUAAAAGUUUCUUUUUAUCUUCAGAUGAUUCUGUUCUAGGAACGAAAAGAUAAAAAAAAACGAGUUCCCCAUGUGACAAUGACGGCAGCAUUUACAGUGAAAUGAUAAGUAUCUUUGGUCACAAAAGGCUGUGUUUAUGUUGUGUAAAUUACAAAGCUCUGGAAGUCUCUGAGAACUGGAGAUGACAGAUGUAAAACAAUGACGAGCUGCAUUGUUGCCUAAAAAAGACUCAAGUGUGGACCUGCCCAAAAGGCUGUUAAAAAAACCACAUCAAAACAUCAAGAUGGUACAGUGUGACAACCUGAAAGUGUUUUUGGACACGCAAAACGGCGUAAAUGUGUUAUUUUGUGAAGACUUUGAUUUCAAGUAAUGACAGGAUUCUGAGUUCUAGUGUUGUGACACCAUGACUCAGCUUGUGAUAUAUUAGAUUUGAUUAUAAAUUUCCUGUCAAGGUUAGGCAGAAACAUUCUUAAUACCGUGUGAAGUGCAUUGGCAUUUAAGUUACUUUACAGGCAACUGUUUUCUACUGAAAGAGGCUAAACUAGUUUAAGCAUUAUCUACUUUGUGAAAAGCAAACUCAUUUGCCAUUUUAAAAAUAGGCAUUUUUUUGUUUUUAAGUCAAAGUUCGGAUUACACAGUUUGCUUUUACCUUAGGGCAGUGCUGUUCAUCUUAAAUCUGCAUUGUACAUUCCAGAACGCACUGUCACAUUUUUACAUGACACCCUUUACCGAAAGAAACAUUUGCAUUUUGUCAUUGUCUUCAGACCUAGAGUUAAAAGACUGUUCUAACUGAUCAUAAAAGUUAUGUAUUAAACUGAUAUGUGAUUUUACCAUUUAAAUUAAUCAUGCAUAUUUGUGUAUUUGACAUUUGACAAUUUACAUUUAAUUGAUUAUUUCUGAACAUAUUAUAUAUGACAAGUUGUUUGUGAUUGUUAUGAAGCAACAUUUUUUUUUUUUCAUUUUCUUUUAUUCUUUUUGUGUGUAUGAGUAUGUUUGUGAUAUGGGAAUUAGUUCAGAGAUAACAAGCUGGUUUGUGAACUUUUCAUUUAAAAUAAAG